AUGGAUCUCGGAAUAAAGCAGAAGAAGAAGGGAGGUAAGAAGAAGAAGAACUCAGGCCAGCUGAACCCAGGUGUUCUUAACUAGCAAGCACUGUCAGCAGGCGAGAAGUUUCUGACCCCAAGUAUCGAGUAUUACAAGAACGUUGCAAAUUAGUAUAAGAAAACUCUCAGCACUCUCAGCAUCAAUCAGCCUGGAAGUAAUAAACCUGAUUCAGCAGCAAGUUCUAGCAAGCCUCUGGCAACGAUUAAUGAGAACUCUAAUGGCAGGAACGAGCAACCAUACAUGAUGUAGCAUUAGAAAGAUAUGAGGAGCAGUAUGAAUAAUCUACACCAUAGAGGCGAUUAAGAAAAAGGUACUGGCAGUGGACAUAUGUUGCCACCACAGCAACUUCAUAAUGAGUAUUCAACUUAGAGUAUUCUGAAGAAUGCAAAGACUGAGAAGCUUAUGCUGGACAUUGAGCAGUAUAUUGUAAAAACUAAGAAGGAAUUCAAUCAUGAAGUUCAGGCUAAGGAGGAGAUAAAUCAGUAUUUCGGAAAGAUGAACGAGUGUAUUGAUUAGAUUGUAGACAAGGUAGCUAGUUCAGUGAAUCAUCACCGCAAGGACUUCUUCGACCGAUUCAACGGAGAACUCUAUAACAUUCACUCGAACUAUAGAGAGCUGCAGGAGUCUACCAACGAGAAUUUGAACAAGAUGAAGCUGAAGAAGGAGAUUCUAGACAGACAAGCUGAGAGAGAUUGGUUUAAAAACGAAUGCAACAAGAUCGACGCCAAAUGCCAUGAGAAGCAAGAUGAACUAUACAGGUUCAAGGACAAGCAUAACGAAUUCCUGUAAGAAAAGAAGUUCCUUGAUGAGCAGAUUCUAACUGCAAGAGAGAAUAAAAUAAACUUGAAUCGUAGAAAAGAAGAACUAUUAGAAGAGCUAAAUGAACUCAAAGAAGGGGGCCAGCCAGAUAACCAGAUCUAAGGAUUCGCAGAUAAUGGGGCUAAUCCUAGUAACACAAGCAGAGCAUUAUAGUUGUUGCCAUAAACCAGAAGUCCCAGAAGAACCGAUAAAGAUGAUCCUAACUACUUUGAAAAUUCAGUGAAGAAACUCAAAGACUACAUUGCUCACUUGUAGAAACGCAAUGAGAUCGAAAGGAAAAAUGCAUUGAAAAAACAGAUUAUGAGUGAUAAACUAGAAGACUCUAACUAUCCAUUUGAACUGAUAUUCCAUGACUCAGUCUUGCAGAUCAAGGAAGAGAUAGUUGAGCGUAAACAUAAAACUCAAAGAAGAGGCAUGAACACUUCAAAGAGUGCUUUGAGUAUCAGAAUGGGCCAGGAAAUAACCAAGACUCCAGAGGACUUGCAAGAUCACUUCCAGCACAAAUCAAUCUUCAAUAAAUUCGACUUAGAAAUAGAUCAUGUCAAGCCAACUAAUUUCACUGAGAGUGACAAAAAGCGAGUGGUAGAGAACUUCCUCGGCAACGUUGAAGUCCAGUAUUUUAUAUAUGGACUACUCUUCCCUUAGUCGCUUAUGAAUAUGCAGGCAUAGCAAUAGUCUAUGUAACUAGAUGAUAAUUCUUAAUGA
Molecule: messenger RNA, 1566 nt
Organism: Stylonychia lemnae
Lineage: Eukaryota; Ciliophora; Spirotrichea; Sporadotrichida; Oxytrichidae
Source: the annotation of a GenBank genome assembly